This is a messenger RNA of Aspergillus saccharolyticus JOP 1030-1, 1697 nucleotides long. Its product is annotated as thiolase family protein. Bases 314 to 1555 code for a protein of 413 amino acids. Gene Ontology annotation, cellular component: peroxisome. The transcript has a single exon. Lineage: Eukaryota; Fungi; Ascomycota; Eurotiomycetes; Eurotiales; Aspergillaceae. Gene Ontology annotation, molecular function: acetyl-CoA C-acyltransferase activity. The record is from RefSeq and is a predicted model, not a curated record. Gene Ontology annotation, biological process: phenylacetate catabolic process; fatty acid beta-oxidation.
ACUGCCGUAAUCAUCCUUCCUCCCUCUCCGCUUUCCCCGCGGCUGUCCGCUUAGCCGAUCUUCACUGCCGGCAAUUCGGUGGCUACUCCAGAACGGCUCGUUCACUAGCAAACGAUCCCGAGCCCCGGAAUUUCCUCCCAUGACUUUCUGGUCGACAAUAAGUAUGCUAGCGCUUCCCAAUUUUCCUUCUGGUCGGAAACUAGGCACGAGCUCUGAUUUUCCUGUCUUGAUAAUCUUUUGAUCAAUCCCUCUUUCUUCCUUUCCCCCCCCGCCGGUUUCCGUCAGAGAAUUAAAAUCUUAAACUCACAUCACGAUGGCUUCUCCAAUCCCUCGGGGUCUGCGCCAGGUUCUUCAAAAGUCCCCCAAUGACAUUGUCAUUCUCUCUUCUCUUCGUACACCCGUGACUCGUGCAAAGAAGGGUGGCUUCAAGGAUGCUUAUCCCGAAGAGCUCCUUGCCAAUGUGCUUCGGGCUACUCUUGAGGCGAACCCGAAUCUCGACCCGGCAUUGAUUGACGACGUCGCCAUCGGUUCUGUUCUUCAGGAGCUUGGCGGUGCCAAAGCUGGCCGCAUGGCUCAGAUUCAUGCUGGUUUCCCUAACUCCGUAUCGUUCCAUACAAUCAACAGACAAUGCUCGUCUGGCCUGGCUGCUAUCUCCACUAUUGCCAAUGGAAUCCGUGCCGGCGCCAUCAACGUCGGUAUCGGUGGUGGAAUGGAGUCUAUGACUCGCAACUAUGGUUCUCGCGCUAUUCCUACUGUCCUCUGGCCCGAACUCAAGGAGUCUCACUCGAAGGAUGCCCAAGACUGUAUCAUGCCGAUGGGUAUCACCUCUGAGAAUGUCGCCUCGCGUUACGGAAUUUCUAGGACGGACCAGGAUGCGUUUGCCGCUGAGUCGCACAAGAAGGCGGCUGCGGCCCAGAAUGCCGGCCUGUUCGACUCUGAAAUUGUUCCCGUGAAGACCCUCUCCUACGAUCCCGCGCACCCCGACGCUGCUCCCACCGAAAUUACCGUCUCCAAGGACGAUGGAGUUCGCCACAACCUCUCAAUCGAGAAGAUGGCUAGCUUGAAGCCCGCCUUUUCCGCCGACGGUGCUAGCACUGCUGGAAACAGCUCCCAGGUUAGCGACGGUGCUGCCGCGGCUCUGCUGAUGCGCCGUUCUACGGCUACUGAGCUUGGCUUGACCUCUUCCAUUCGGGCCCGCUGGGUUGCCUCUGCCGUUGCUGGCUGCGCACCCGACGAGAUGGGUGUUGGCCCUGCCGUUGCCAUUCCCAAGCUUCUGCAGAUGUUGGACAUGAACGUUUCCGAUGUCAACAUCUGGGAAAUCAACGAGGCAUUCGCCUCCCAAGCUCUGUACUCUAUUCGCAAGCUCGGAAUUGAUGAGUCCAAGGUAAAUCCCAAGGGAGGUGCUAUUGCCAUCGGUCACCCUCUGGGUGCCACUGGUGCCAGACAACUCGCAACGCUUCUGCCAGAGCUUGAACGCACCGGCCAAGACGUUGGCGUUGUGAGUAUGUGCAUUGGAACUGGUAUGGGCAUGGCCGGUAUGUUUGUUCGGGAGUAAGAAGGAUGAUGAACAGUGAGGAUUUCCAUUUCUGUACAGAUUAAAAUUUGCUUAGAGCAAGUUGGAUUUUCAUGAUAUCAGCGUAGACGCAUGUAUAUACACCCACAAUCGAUGAUGCAAUCUCUUAUUAAAUGAACAAACG